Choloepus didactylus (southern two-toed sloth) is the source of this 924-nucleotide messenger RNA. Its product is annotated as olfactory receptor 5AC1-like. Bases 4 to 924 code for a protein of 306 amino acids. The transcript has a single exon. The record is from RefSeq and is a predicted model, not a curated record. Gene Ontology annotation, biological process: sensory perception of smell; G protein-coupled receptor signaling pathway. Gene Ontology annotation, molecular function: odorant binding; G protein-coupled receptor activity; olfactory receptor activity. Gene Ontology annotation, cellular component: membrane. Lineage: Eukaryota; Metazoa; Chordata; Mammalia; Pilosa; Megalonychidae.
AUAAUGGAGACAAACAAGACUCUGGUGACUUUGUUUCUUCUCACAGGACUUACAGAUUGUCCAGCGCUGCAAGUCCCCCUGUUCCUGGUGUUCUUGGUGAUCUACCUCAUCACCAUGGUGGGGAACCUUGGACUGAUUGCUCUCAUCUGGAAGGAGCCUCAUCUUCACACCCCCAUGUACUUAUUCCUAGGCAGCUUAGCCUUAGCAGAUGCUUGUACUUCAACCUCAGUGACUCCCAAGAUGAUUAUUAAUUUUUUAUCUCACAACCAUGUGAUAUCCCUCUUUGGAUGCAUAGCUCAAUUUUAUUUUUUUGGUUCCAGUGCAACUACUGAAUGUUUCCUCCUGGUAGUGAUGGCCUAUGACCGCUAUGUAGCCAUAUGCAACCCCUUGCUUUAUCCAGUGGUUAUGUCCAGCAGCCUCUGUACUCAGUUUAUAGGUAUUUCAUAUGUUAUUGGGUUUUUGCAUUCAGUAAUUCAUGUGAGUUUGUUAUUGAGAUUAACAUUUUGCAGGUCCAAUAUAGUACAUUAUUUCUACUGUGAAAUUUUACAACUAUUUAAAAUUUCUUGCACUGAUCCUACAGUUAAUAUGCUCCUGGUUUUGAUUUUUUCAGCCUUUAUACAAGUCUUCACUUUUAUGAUCAUCAUAAUCUCUUAUAUCCAAGUCCUCUUUGCCAUCCUGAAAAAGAAGUCUGAAAAGGGCAGAAGCAAAGCCUUCUCUACAUGCAGUGCCCAUCUUCUCUCUGUCUCUUUGUUCUAUGGCACUCUCUUCUUCAUGUAUGUGCAUCUUGGGUCUGGCCCAGCUGAAGCUCAUGACAAAAUGUAUUCUUUAUUUUACACAAUAAUAAUUCCCCUGCUAAAUCCUUUUAUUUAUAGCCUGCGGAACAAAGAGGUUAUAGAUGCCUUGAGAAGAAUAAUAAAGAAAUAG